Messenger RNA from Macaca mulatta (Rhesus monkey), 7308 nucleotides. The record is from RefSeq and is a predicted model, not a curated record. NCBI's taxonomy places the organism in Eukaryota, Metazoa, Chordata, Mammalia, Primates, Cercopithecidae.
AGAAGAAUAUGGCCGCCGGGUGUGGUGAGGGCGACGCGCUUGCAGUCGCCGUCUCUUGCUUUCCCGUCCUCUGACAUCGCCUGCAGCCGAGUGGGCCCGUUCCGCCGUAGCCGAGGACCAGGUUGGGAGACGGUAUUCAAAUAAAGUUAACUGCAGCUUUCUGUGAAAAUGUCAGUUUUGAUAUCACAGAGCGUAAUAAAUUAUGUAGAGGAAGAAAACAUUCCUGCUCUGAAAGCUCUUCUUGAAAAAUGCAAAGACGUAGAUGAGAGAAAUGAGUGUGGCCAGACUCCACUGAUGAUAGCUGCUGAACAAGGCAAUCUGGAAAUAGUGAAGGAAUUAAUUAAGAAUGGAGCUAACUGCAAUCUGGAAGAUUUGGAUAAUUGGACAGCACUUAUAUCCGCAUCCAAAGAAGGGCAUAUACACAUCGUAGAGGAACUGCUGAAAUGUGGGGUUAACCUGGGAGCACCGUGAUAUGGGAGGAUGGACAGCUCUCAUGUGGGCAUGUUACAAAGGCCGUACUGACGUAGUAGAUUUGCUUCUUUCUCAUGGUGCCAAUCCAAGUGUCACUGGUCUGCAGUACAGUGUUUACCCCAUCAUUUGGGCAGCAGGGAGAGGACAUGCAGAUAUAGUGCAUCUUUUACUGCAAAAUGGUGCCAAAGUCAACUGCUCUGAUAAGUAUGGAACCACCCCUUUAGUUUGGGCUGCACGAAAGGGUCAUUUGGAAUGUGUGAAACAUUUACUGGCCAUGGGAGCUGAUGUGGAUCAAGAAGGAGCUAAUUCAAUGACCGCACUGAUUGUGGCAGUGAAAGGAGGCUACACACAGUCAGUAAAAGAAAUUUUGAAGAGGAAUCCAAAUGUAAACUUAACAGAUAAAGACGGAAAUACAGCUUUGAUGAUUGCAUCAAAGGAGGGACAUACGGAGAUUGUGCAGGAUCUGCUAGAUGCUGGAACAUAUGUGAACAUACCUGACAGGAGUGGGGAUACUGUAUUGAUUGGCGCUGUCAGAGGUGGUCAUGUUGAAAUUGUUCGAGCGCUUCUCCAAAAAUACGCUGAUAUAGACAUUAGAGGACAGGACAAUAAAACUGCUUUGUAUUGGGCUGUUGAGAAAGGAAAUGCAACAAUGGUGAGAGAUAUCUUACAGUGCAAUCCUGACACUGAAAUAUGCACCAAGGAUGGUGAGACGCCACUUAUAAAGGCUACCAAGAUGAGAAAUAUUGAAGUGGUGGAGCUGCUACUAGAUAAAGGCGCGAAAGUGUCUGCUGUAGAUAAGAAAGGAGAUACUCCCUUGCAUAUUGCUAUUCGUGGAAGGAGCCGGAAACUGGCAGAACUGCUUUUAAGAAAUCCCAAAGAUGGGCGAUUACUUUAUAGGCCCAACAAAGCAGGCGAGACUCCUUACAAUAUUGACUGUAGCCAUCAGAAGAGUAUUUUAACUCAAAUAUUUGGAGCCAGACACUUGUCUCCUACUGAAACAGAUGGUGACAUGCUUGGGUAUGAUUUAUAUAGCAGUGCCCUAGCAGAUAUUCUCAGUGAGCCGACCAUGCAGCCACCUAUUUGUGUGGGGUUAUAUGCACAGUGGGGAAGUGGGAAAUCUUUCUUACUCAAGAAACUAGAAGAUGAAAUGAAAACCUUCGCCGGACAACAGAUUGAGCCUCUCUUUCAGUUCUCGUGGCUCAUAGUGUUUCUUACCCUGCUACUUUGUGGAGGGCUUGGUUUAUUGUUUGCCUUCACGGUCCAUCCGAAUCUUGGAAUAGCAGUGUCAUUGAGCUUCUUGGCUCUCUUAUAUAUAUUCUUUAUUGUCAUUUACUUUGGUGGACGAAGAGAAGGAGAGAGUUGGAAUUGGGCCUGGGUCCUCAGCACUAGAUUGGCAAGACAUAUUGGAUAUUUGGAACUCCUCCUUAAAUUGAUGUUUGUGAAUCCACCUGAGUUGCCAGAGCAGACUACUAAAGCUUUACCUGUGAGGUUUUUGUUUACAGAUUACAAUAGACUGUCCAGUGUAGGUGGAGAAACUUCUCUGGCUGAAAUGAUUGCAACCCUCUCGGAUGCUUGUGAAAGAGAGUUUGGCUUUUUGGCAACCAGGCUUUUUCGAGUAUUCAAGACUGAAGAUACUCAGGGUAAAAAGAAAUGGAAAAAAACAUGUUGUCUCCCAUCUUUUGUCAUCUUCCUUUUUAUCAUUGGCUGCAUUAUAUCUGGAAUUACUCUUCUGGCUAUAUUUAGAGUUGACCCAAAGCAUCUGACUGUAAAUGCUGUCCUCAUAUCAAUCGCAUCUAUAGUGGGAUUGGCCUUUGUGUUGAACUGUCGUACAUGGUGGCAAGUGCUGGACUCCCUCCUGAAUUCCCAAAGAAAGCGCCUCCAUAAUGCAGCCUCCAAACUGCACAAAUUGAAAAGCGAAGGAUUCAUGAAAGUUCUUAAAUGUGAAGUAGAAUUGAUGGCCAGGAUGGCAAAAACCAUUGACAGCUUCACUCAGAAUCAGACAAGGCUGGUCGUCAUCAUCGAUGGAUUAGAUGCCUGUGAGCAGGACAAAGUCCUUCAGAUGCUGGACACUGUCCGAGUUCUGUUUUCAAAAGGCCCUUUCAUUGCCAUUUUUGCAAGUGAUCCACAUAUUAUCAUAAAGGCAAUUAACCAGAACCUCAAUAGUGUGCUUCGGGAUUCGAAUAUAAAUGGCCAUGACUACAUGCGCAACAUAGUGCAUUUGCCUGUGUUCCUUAAUAGUCGUGGACUGAGCAAUGCAAGAAAAUUUCUCGUAACUUCAGCAACAAAUGGGGACGUUCCAUGCUCAGAUACUACAGGGAUACAGGAAGAUGCUGACAGAAGAGUUUCACAGAACAGCCUUGGGGAGAUGACAAAACUUGGUAGCAAGACAGCUCUCAAUAGACGGGACACUUACCGAAGAAGGCAGAUGCAGAGGACCAUCACUCGCCAGAUGUCCUUUGAUCUUACAAAACUGCUGGUUACCGAGGACUGGUUCAGUGACAUCAGUCCCCAGACCAUGAGAAGAUUACUUAAUAUUGUUUCUGUGACAGGGCGAUUACUGAGAGCCAAUCAGAUUAGUUUCAACUGGGACAGGCUUGCUAGCUGGAUCAACCUCACCGAGCAGUGGCCAUACCGGACUUCAUGGCUCAUAUUAUAUUUGGAAGAGACUGAAGGUAUUCCAGAUCAAAUGACAUUAAAAACCAUCUACGAAAGAAUAUCAAAGAAUAUUCCAACAACUAAGGAUGUUGAGCCACUGCUUGAAAUUGAUGGAGAUAUAAGAAAUUUUGAGGUGUUUUUAUCUUCAAGGACCCCAGUUCUUGUGGCUCGAGAUGUAAAAGUCUUUUUGCCAUGCACUGUAAACCUAGAUCCCAAACUACGGGAAAUUAUUGCAGAUGUUCGCGCUGCCAGAGAGCAGAUCAGUAUCGGAGGACUGGCGUACCCGCCGCUCCCUCUACAUGAGGGUCCUCCUAGGGCACCAUCAGCGUACAGCCAGCCCCCAUCUGUGUGCUCUUCCACGUCCUUCAAUGGGCCCUUCGCAGGUGGAGUGGUGUCACCACAGCCUCACAGCAGCUAUUACAGUGGCAUGACGGGCCCUCAGCAUCCCUUCUACAACAGGCCAUUCUUUGCCCCAUACCUUUACACGCCAAGGUAUUACCCUGGCGGCUCCCAACAUCUCAUCUCACGUCCAUCAGUAAAAACGAGUUUGCCCAGAGAUCAGAACAAUGGCCUAGAAGUUAUCAAGGAGGAUGCUGCUGAGGGGCUUUCUUCACCCACAGACUCCUCGAGGGGGUCAGGCGCAGCCCCAGGCCCAGUGAUAUUACUGAAUUCACUGAAUGUGGAUGCAGUAUGUGAGAAGCUGAAACAAAUAGAAGGGCUGGACCAGAGUAUGCUGCCUCAGUAUUGUGCCACGAUCAAAAAGGCAAACAUAAAUGGCCGUGUGUUAGCUCAGUGUAACAUUGAUGAACUGAAGAAAGAGAUGAAUAUGAAUUUUGGAGACUGGCACCUUUUCAGAAGCACAGUACUAGAAAUGAGAAACGCAGAAAGCCAGGUGGUCCCUGAAGACCCACGUUUCCUCAGUGAGAGCAGCAGUGGCCCAGCCCCACACGGUGAACCUGCUCGCCGCACUUCCCACAAUGAGCUGCCUCACACCGAGCUCUCCAGCCAGACGCCCUACACACUCAACUUCAGCUUCGAAGAGCUGAACACGCUUGGCCUGGACGAAGGUGCCCCUCGUCACAGUAAUCUAAGUUGGCAGUCACAAACUCGCAGAACCCCAAGUCUUUCGAGUCUCAAUUCCCAGGAUUCCAGUAUUGAAAUUUCAAAGCUUACUGAUAAGGUGCAGGCCGAGUAUAGAGAUGCCUAUAGAGAAUACAUUGCUCAGAUGUCCCAGUUAGAAGGGGGCCCAGGGUCUACAACCAUUAGUGGCAGAUCAUCUCCACAUAGCACAUAUUACAUGGGUCAGAGUUCAUCAGGGGGCUCUAUUCAUUCAAACCUAGAACAAGAAAAGGGGAAGGAUAGUGAACCAAAGCCCGAUGAUGGGAGGAAGUCCUUUUUAAUGAAGAGGGGAGAUGUUAUCGAUUAUUCAUCAUCAGGGGUUUCCACCAAUGAUGCCUCCCCCCUGGAUCCUAUCACUGAAGAAGAUGAAAAAUCAGAUCAGUCAGGCAGUAAGCUUCUCCCAGGCAAGAAAUCUUCUGAAAGGUCAAGCCUCUUCCAGACAGAUUUGAAGCUUAAGGGAGGUGGGCUGCGCUAUCAGAAACUCCCAAGUGACGAGGAUGAAUCUGGCACAGAAGAAUCAGAUAACACACCACUGCUCAAAGAUGACAAAGACAGAAAAGCCGAAGGGAAAGUAGAGAGAGUGCCAAAGUCUCCGGAACACAGUGCUGAGCCGAUUAGAACCUUCAUUAAAGCCAAAGAGUAUUUAUCGGAUGCCCUCCUUGACAAAAAGGAUUCAUCGGAUUCAGGAGUGAGGUCCAAUGAGAGUUCUCCCAAUCACUCUCUGCACAAUGAAGUGGCGGAUGACUCCCAGCUUGAAAAGGCAAAUCUCAUAGAGCUGGAAGAUGACAGUCACAGUGGAAAGCGAGGAAUCCCACAUAGCUUGAGUGGCCUGCAAGAUCCAAUUAUAGCUCGGAUGUCCAUUUGUUCAGAAGACAAGAAAAGCCCUUCCGAAUGCAGCCUGAUAGCCAGCAGCCCUGAAGAAAACUGGCCUGCGUGCCAGAAAGCCUACAACCUGAACCGAACGCCCAGCACUGUGACUCUGAACAACAACAGUGCUCCAGCCAAUAGAGCCAAUCAAAAUUUUGAUGAGAUGGAGGGAAUUAGGGAGACUUCUCAAGUCAUUUUGAGGCCUAGUUCCAGUCCCAACCCAACCACUAUUCAGAAUGAGAAUCUAAAAGGCAUGACACAUAAGCGAAGCCAACGUUCAAGUUACACAAGGCUCUCCAAAGAUCCUUCGGAGCUCCAUGCAGCAGCCUCUUCUGAGAGCACAGGCUUUGGAGAAGAAAGAGAAAGCAUUCUUUGAGAAAAACAAGCAAAGGAGAAGAGUAUUACUGUACCCUUAUGACAGAAUUGUCCUGGAUUUUGACUCCAUCCACGCCCAUCACCUUUCUACAUUUCGCUGACAGAUCAGUAACAGAUGAUGAGGCCGAGGUAGAAGAGACAUCCACAGUGUGACAGAGGGAGCGCGAGAAGCAUGACUCAUCAGCCAGCCUCUAUUGUCUUUGUAAUUAGAAGCUUCAGAACUCACUAAUACCACUGUACCUUUCAUUGGCGCAUUACCCCAUAAAACUUUUUGAGAUGAGGUGAGAUCUGGGUAUAAAGAUAGGCCAGAAGUAUUUUAAAGGGCUUAAUUUGCCAAAAAGAAAAGUAAAAAGCUAGAGACCCUUUUUGCAGAACAUUUGGUGCCCACACAUUUGAGGGAAGAUGUGGCUUUAGAUGAAGCAGAAGCAAACCCUGCUCUUAGGGUCUCGUCUAGAUGAGUGCACAGCCUAUGACACUACAGGGAGAGGUCAGGAAACUGAGAUCCAGCCUUCUGGGUGACACGGGCAUUGUUUAUCACAGAGGUUCUGAAGUUUAAGUAGCAAGUACAUAAUGAAGAGGGCUUUAAAAAUUGCUGAGAAAGCGAGUCACCAGGGCUGGCAGUAGUGUAACGGGGCUGUCCUGAGCGGUUAGGAGAGUAGAUGCUGGGAGGGCUGGUGACCUCCAUGGGUUUAUCUGUUGGAGACUCUUCUCUCCAAAUCCCAGGCCUGGCUUCCAGCACCAUCCAGCUGUGCCCAAGAAGCCACCCUGGUCCGUUCUCCAACUCUUUUAAAUGGUGCCCAACUUUUCUAAGUGAGCUUAGCAAUGAGAAGAAAAAAAAAACAUGAAUUCUUUAUCUGGAAAAUCAGGGAAACAUGGGUAAUAAUAGGCACUAAUAAAUAUUUAUAGAUGAGUGAAUGAGGAAAUAAUUACAUCAGAAAGGUCAGUGACAAUUGAUAAAUGACAAGGAAAUAUUUAAUUAGGUAAAACUAAAUCAUUGCUCUCUAUUCUAGGAUAGACUUUAUCUACUUCGUCUGUUCCUAAGUCAGCAUGUUAAUUCUGGGGGAGGAUCAUAAGAAAGGAAAUACUUUUUAAAAAAGAGUCUAAAAACAUGUAACAAAGCAAGGAUAAAAUUAUAUAUAUAUAUAUACACACACAUAUAUAUAUAUGUGGUGUGACUGUAAAACUGUACUUUCCAUUAAUUAUUAGCGGAGUUAAGAGAAUGAUCACAUUGAAGUACUGUGUGGACUAGAAAUGUGCCCUGUCAUCAUGCAAUGAAAUGUUAUCGUUUAAACAUAGCUCAUUUAUGUAGAAUGAAUUCUGGCGGUUUACCCCACGUCACAGUUAGGACAGUAGAUGGUGAGAUCGCAGAUGCACAAUUAUCUAGAUUCCGUGUUACAUUUUCAAUGUUUAUCACUCAGUGGAUUUUUAUUAAUAUGCUGAUUAAGUUAUUUACUUGGCCAGUCAUUGUGCUAAAUAGUUGCUCUUUUGUGUUUCAUUGCCGUGAUGUUUGAGUGUAAUCUAGCAUUUUAAUACAGUGUUUAUUUUGCAUGAUCUUUAACAAACGUGUUAAGCAAUUUUAAAAAGGCAGGAUGUUGUUGACAUUAUACACUGAAGUCUUAACAUUUUAAUAUUUAUAGUGCUUAUUAGUUUGCAAAGUUGUAUACUUAGGAAUUAUUUCAGAGACAAUGUUUUCUUUUUCAGGUGAGUAGUUGCCGCGUAAUAUCAUUGGAUACAUUCUUUAUACUGUUUGUGAAAUUAAUACUAGCAUAUUAAGUGUAUAAAUAGAUUUAGAAAACAAUAAAAAAUUGCAUGCUAUUCUGA